UGCGUAAGUAAGCUGACCUCCGUUACUUGUUCAUCAGGAACGUAUACUAGUGCGCUACAUACCGGCAAAACUGUGCUUUGUUUAUGUUUUGAAUCUUAACACGACAUUUACAUUUAUUUAUUUUAAGUUAAGUUAUUGACCUGUUAGUCGAAUCCUGUGAUAAAUUUUAAGUAAUGUAAAUUAUGAAAGAUAUGUUAAAAUGGGCAAUUUGUUUCUUCUUAUAUUUGUCUUCAUUGCAACCACCGAGUCUGCAAUAUUUUUCAGGGCACAUAAAGAUUAUCGAAUAGUCCCAGAUGAAUAUUUCCACAACAAACACUACAAACAAAUUCUUCAGAAUCUGAAAAUAACUGCCAAGGACCUUAGCGAUGCCAUCGGUUUUGCAACGAAUUCAAUUGAGAAAAUGCACCGUUUAGAGAUUAAUUUGAAUUCAGCUGAUAUUGGAGUAAAAGUGGGUACUCCAUCUAAAGGAAUGUAUAUCGUCAGUUCUCCGAAUAAUGUGUCUAUAGCUAGAGCCAAAGACGCAUUAAUCAUCAAUAAGGCCACUGGAUUCUUAAUUAAUCGACAUACCGACAGACAGAAGAUGCCUAUGAACAUUUGGUCCGAAGUCUUUACAAAUUUGGACUAUUCAUCAACGACAAUUGGAAAAACGUGCAAAACUGUAAACAAAAUAUGUUCAUGGAAAGCACGUGAAUCUCCAUAUAGAAUGGCUGAUGGAUCCUGUAACAGUGAGAAAUAUGGCUCUAGAGGCGAAUCAAAUACUGUUUACAAGAGAUUGCUUUCUCCGGAUUAUUUAGACGGUGUUAGUGAAUUUAGAAGGUCAGUUACCAAAAGACCGUUACCAUCACCCCGCCAAAUCAGUACUUCUUUGGUUCAAAGUGAAAAUGAAACUGCCUAUGACAUUACUUCAGUCGUUGGUCAAUGGUGGCAAUUCAUAGAACAAGAUUUGAGCCAAACUGCCGCUUCUGUACAAGUUUUCACAGGUAAUCAAAUUGAAUGUUGCGAUGCAGGAUACAAAUUAUCUCCAAGAUAUCAACACACAUUUUGCGCUCCAAUUAUGAUACCCAGCAACGAUCCCUUUUAUUCUAAGCAGUAUAUGAAUUGCAUGUCUUACGUAAGAUCUUUACCAGGCAUGAGACACGAGUGCAAUUUUGGCCCUAGAGAGCAGGUAAAUCAAGCAACUCAUUAUAUGGAUGGUUCCCAAAUUUAUGGUUCAACGCCCAAUCGCCAAUUCUUAUUGCGUUCUUUCGAAAAUGGCAAACUAAGAUCGUUCAACGUAAAUGGUAGCGAAUAUCUUUCCUUGUCCGACGAUCCAAUGAAUGAUUGCCAGUUCAACAACCACAAUGGAAAAUGUUUCAAAUCUGGAGACUCCCGUGUUAAUGUGCAUCCUUACAUGACAACUUUGCAUCUGCUGUGGCAUAGGGAACAUAACAGAAUAGCUGAAGAAUUGUUAAAACUUAAUCCUCAAUGGAAUGAUGAGACUAUUUUCCAGGAGGCUAGAAGAAUUGUCGUUGCGGAAUUACAGCAUAUAACAUAUGACGACUACCUUCCAAUAAUUUUAGGCAAUGAAAAAUCGAAAGUAAUCAGUAAAUUAAAUGAUUACAACCCCGAAGAAGAUGCUAGAGUAACUAACAGCUUUGCUACUGCUGCCUUACGGGCGUUCAAUUCCUUAAUUGAUGAUACAUUAAAUUUAUACAAUGAAGAAAGAAAUGUUGAAUCUUCGUUAGACUUGGAGAAACAUUUUAACAAGCCCGAUGUCCUAUUAGAGAAGGACAUGGUUGAUAAAUUAAUAAGGAGUUUAGGAACGCAACUUAGUCAAAAACAAGACGUAAAUUAUGCCAAUGAUAUUCUUAGCAAGUUGUAUACAAAUGGAGAAUAUGGCUUGGAUGUUUUAAGUUUAGAUAUACAAAGGGGAAGAGAUCAUGGCCUUAGAAGUUAUGUUUAUUAUAAGAACAUAUGUAGCAAGAAUGAAGCAAAACGAUUUGAACAUUUUGAAGACGUCAUGUCACAAGAGGCUUUCACAUUAUUAAGUAAAAUAUAUAGCCAUCAUAAAGAUGUUGAUUUGAUCGUUGGAGGUCUUUUGGAAAGACCAGAAGAAGGUGCUCAAGUAGGAGCAACGUUUUCUUGCAUAAUAGCUGACCAAAUGUAUAGAACGAGGAUAGGCGACAGAUAUUUCUAUAAAAAUCGAAAUCAACCAAAGCCUUUUACUUCAGAACAAAUAAAAGAGAUUGAGAAGUCAUCGCUGGCCAGAGUUAUGUGUGAUAAUUCAGACGUUGAUAUGAUGCAACCAGACGCAUUCAGGUCUAUCAGUGAAACAAAUAAGUUGAAAAAAUGUAACGACUUGCCAAGUAUGAAUUUGGCAAAAUGGAAAGAGUAAAUACCGUCCGAAUUGAAUAUAAAUUAAGACUGAUAUAAUGGCUGUAUUACAGUAUUUAAUAUUUAUAGAAUUAGGUGUAUUUUUUUAUUUAAUUUUGUACACUAUUAAACUUUUAAAUAUGACGGCGGAGAUAAUUCGCAUUUUAAUAUACAAGAUUAGAAAAACUAUGUUAAUCAAACAGCUUUAAUAAAAUUUUCAAAUAUA
Molecule: messenger RNA, 2578 nt
Organism: Aethina tumida (small hive beetle)
Lineage: Eukaryota; Metazoa; Arthropoda; Insecta; Coleoptera; Nitidulidae
Product: peroxidase
Exons: 13
Coding region: 200-2374 (724 amino acids)
Biological process (GO): response to oxidative stress
Molecular function (GO): heme binding; peroxidase activity
Source: RefSeq, a predicted model, not a curated record